AUGUCUUCUGCACCAAAACUUGUUCGUGUGGCUCAAUCCGCCGUUUUCAACCAAUUCAUGACCAGAGAAGCCAUCAGCUCUGCCACCUUCCGACCAGCCGAACCAAAAAUGAUGGAACAAUCAAAAAUGAACAUUCGUAUCCACGAUGAAUCCACGCAUCUGAAGUUCGGAUUCCCAAAAGCCGAAAAAGUUUCUAACCCAAACAACGACGACUUCAUCCAACUGAACUGUGAGAAAUUGAUAAAAGAAGAACAGGAUCGACAAUGCGCCUUUUUGAAAAUGGCCAAUCUACGUAUUUAA
Messenger RNA from Caenorhabditis remanei, 300 nucleotides. RefSeq lists its product as uncharacterized. The record is from RefSeq and is a predicted model, not a curated record. The coding region runs from base 1 to 300 and encodes 99 amino acids. Lineage: Eukaryota; Metazoa; Nematoda; Chromadorea; Rhabditida; Rhabditidae. The transcript has 3 exons.